GAGCGGCGGGUCCGGGGCCGCGGGCCCGGCCACGUGGGGGGGCAGGGAGGCAGGUCCCACAGACCAUGGCGGGACGCGGAGGGGGCCGGGGCCGGGGCCGGGGUCAACUCACCUUCAACGUGGAGGCCGUGGGCAUCGGGAAGGGGGAUGCCCUCCCGCCGUCGGCCAUGCAGCCCACCCCGCUCUAUCCCCCCCUGGAGCUGCGUCCGGUGCCCCUGACGCCCGGCGAGGAGGGCGAGUACGUCCUGGCGCUGAAGCAGGAGCUGCGGGGGGCCAUGCGCCAGCUCCCCUACUUCGUCCGCCCGGCCGCCCCCAAGACAGAUGUGGAGCGCUACUCCGACAAGUACCAGAUGUCAGGACCGACGGACAACGCCAUCGACUGGAGUCCCGAUUGGCGACGCCUGCCUCGGGAGCUGAAGAUCCGGGUGCGAAAGCUGCAGAAGGAGCGAAGAGCCCACCUGGUCCCCAAGAGGCCCCCCAAGACCCCGGCGGAGAAGGUGGAGAAGGAGGAAACGAUCCAGAAACUGGAGACUUUGGAGAAGAAGGAGGAGGAGGUAUCGUCAGAGGAAGAAGAGAAAGAGGAAGAGGAGAAGGAAGAGGAAGAAGAGGAGGAGUACGACGAAGAGGAGCACGAGGAGGAGACAGAUUACAUCAUGUCGUACUUCGACAACGGCGAGGAUUUCGGGGGCGACAGCGAUGACAACAUGGAUGAGGCGAUCUACUGAGGGGCCGUCCGGGGCCGGGGAGCCCCCCGCGCCACCCCGACCCCGCGCGCGCCCACCCGCUGCCCGUCCCGGCCGGACGCUGCGGGGCACGGAGCCCGGAGCCCCUCCCCGCCCGCGGGACGGAGGGAAAGGCCGGAGGCGGGGAAGGAUUUUAAAACACUUUUGUACCCCGAGGACGCUAAAAGCGGAUUUUAAAAGAAGACGACGGACCUCUCUCUGCCCCCCGCGGGUUCGGGGGAAGGGGGAGUCCCGGAGGGGUGGGGGCAGGUUGGUUUGGAAAUAAAAACAAUGGCCCAUU
This is a messenger RNA of Ornithorhynchus anatinus (platypus), 1023 nucleotides long. It is a transcript of the gene POLR3GL, whose product is annotated as RNA polymerase III subunit GL. The transcript has 8 exons. Gene Ontology annotation, biological process: transcription by RNA polymerase III. The record is from RefSeq and is a predicted model, not a curated record. Gene Ontology annotation, cellular component: RNA polymerase III complex. Bases 66 to 725 code for a protein of 219 amino acids. NCBI's taxonomy places the organism in Eukaryota, Metazoa, Chordata, Mammalia, Monotremata, Ornithorhynchidae.